Molecule: messenger RNA, 1486 nt
Organism: Coregonus clupeaformis (lake whitefish)
Lineage: Eukaryota; Metazoa; Chordata; Actinopteri; Salmoniformes; Salmonidae
Product: calpain small subunit 1
Exons: 11
Coding region: 308-958 (216 amino acids)
Molecular function (GO): calcium ion binding
Source: RefSeq, a predicted model, not a curated record
CAGUGGUUUUGUUUAUGCCGCGGUCAGCUCGUGGCGGAAACACUGACAUUUUCGAUUUGCUGACGGGUAGAUGAUACCACAGUUUCCCACUUGGGAAGUACAGUACGUAUCAGAAUCAACCAAUAGCAAACUCUACGCAAAUAGCUUAAGUUCAUUUUAACUCGGAGGUCCCCAGUUUCAGACAUGACAUGAACGCGGCAUCACUCCUCAUUGGUUUACUGAAAUAAUUUGCGGAAGCCUCCUUGCUUUCUCUUUACAAGUUCACUGGCACUACAAAGUCUGGUCGACACAUUUCAAUUGAUUAAACAUGUUUCUUGCCAAAAGACUCAUCGGUGGCAUUCUUGAUGUCGUAAGCAACAUUGAUCCAGCCGCGUUUGUGCCCUCUGACCCACCCGCACCACGAAGGCCACUUGCGUACGCAGAGCAGAAUGAGAGUGAUGAGGAAAGACAGUUUCGCAAAGUCUUCCAGCAGUUGGCUGGAGAUGACAUGGAGGUGAGCCCAACCGAAUUGAUGAACAUCCUGAACAGAAUUAUUUCCAAACAUGGUGACCUGAAGACAGACGGGUUUAGCAUUGAGUCCUGCAGGAGCAUGGUUGCAGUCAUGGAUAGUGACAGCACUGGGAAGCUCGGAUUCCAUGAGUUCAAACACCUCUGGAACAAUAUCAAGAAAUGGCAGGGUGUGUAUAAGACUUAUGACACUGAUGGCUCUGGGGUUAUUGGUGCAGAUGAGCUGCCCAACGCUUUCAGGGCGGCAGGCUUCCCCCUCAAUGAUCAGCUGUUCCAGAUGAUAAUUCGCAGAUACAGUGACGAGAACGGGAACAUGGACUUUGACAACUACAUUGGCUGCCUUGUGAGACUGGACGCUAUGUGCCGUGCCUUCAAAACCUUAGACAAGGAUAACAAUGGAACUAUUAAGGUCAACGUUCAAGAGUGGCUCCAGUUGACGAUGUACUCCUGAGGACAUUAAAUGCCUACUGGUGUUUACAAAACCAAUCUGUCUCUACUUCACGCUGCGCUUUAGACCACUCCAAGGACCCCCUAUGUCAGUCAACCAGUCCCCCGGUGUAUGCAUGUUUCCCUACAUGCUUUGCAACCUACACAAUGUGAAUACAGCAUACAACAAAAUGGGAGUUCUAGACGAAGUUGUAGACUAUUGUGGUAGCAAAAACCUUUUAAAUUCAAAAGAACCUCUACACCGGCUAUGGCCGUCUUCACCUUUCAAAGAACUCUCCCAAAUGGUAGUCAUUUCACAAUUAUUUAAGCCAGUUAAGAAAUAGUCUGUCACAUAUGAUGUAGCUACACAACGCCAGGACAAUGUUAGUUUUUGUCAUGUCUCACAACCAUUGUUUUUUGUGCCAUUGCUUCAUGAAGCCAACAGAUGCCAUUUAAGGAUUGGGUAAAUGUUGCCAUAAGUCACUGAAUUGUUAUUGAUUUUGUAAUGCUCAGUGUCAUAUUUUGUAUGGCAUGAAAUAAAUCUUAAUGUAUU